AUGGCUACAUUCUCUUCUGCCUUUCACCCCUCUCCUGAUGUUGCUGCUCUGAGGAAGCAGUAUGUUGGCAAGACUCUGGCUGAUAUCCCCACACCAGCUUUCAUUGUCAACCGCAAAGUCAUGAAGAAGAAUUGUGAUACAAUGUUGCAACGAGCUGCCAAUAUGAAGGCUGCUUUUCGUGCACACGUUAAGACCCACAAGUGUGAUGAAGGAGUAAUUCUACAAUUGGGUCCUGAUGGACAGUGCGAUAGAGUGGUCGUAUCAACUCUUAUGGAGGCCUGGAAAAUGAUCCCGUUCUACAAGAGUGGUCAAAUUAAAGAUGUCUUAUAUGGUCUCCCAGUAGUGAAAUCUCGUCUUGAUGAGCUUUCUGCUUUAAGAAAAGAGGUUGCUGAACUUCGUCUCAUGAUUGACCACCCCAGUCAAGUUGAUGUCCUAAAUUCAUACAAUGAGAAGACCGGUGAAAAGCCCUGGUCUAUUUUCAUUAAAGUGAACAUGGGUACUAAUAGAGCUGGUGUUAUCAGUGAGUCUGAAGAACUAAAGAAACUGAUCCAAAAGGCUUUAGAUAGUACCAAAGCUGUAUCAUUAUACGGUUUCUACUGCCAUGCAGGACAUUCAUAUGCAUCAUCCAGUCAAGACGAGGCCAAGAAAUAUCUAUAUCAAGAAAUUGAGGCUGCUGAUAAGGCUGCUGUUAUUGCCAAGUCUCUCAAGCCAGAUUUAGAUCUGGUGAUUUCAGUAGGAUCCACGCCUACAAGUCAUUCCUCCGAGGCUGUUGAGCUGGACAAGCUUGCCAACCUGUCUGCUCAUCUUGAGCUCCAUGCUGGCAACUAUCCAUUCUGCGAUUUACAACAAAUUGCCACGAACUGCAUUACAAAGGACAAUGUUGCUUGCACUGUUCUUGCUGAGGUCGCUUCCUGCUAUGCUGGUAGAGGCACCUUAGCUCCAGGAGAGACGCUUGUCAAUGCAGGCGUUAUCGCUCUCGCUAGAGAACCUGGUCCAAUUCCCGGUCUUGGACAAGUCGUUACUCCUGGUCAUGAAGGAUGGUUUGUUGGCCGUGUGAGCCAGGAGCACGGAAUUCUCGUUCCCGGAGAAAAAGCUGCUACUCCAGAAUUCCCGGAACUCGGUGACAGACUCCAAAUCAUCCCUCAGCAUUCUUGUAUCACUGCCAAUGCCUAUCAUUGGUACUAUAUCACUGAUGACGACGACAAGGUUGUUGACAUCUGGGGCACCUGGAGAGGAUGGUAG
Messenger RNA from Sugiyamaella lignohabitans, 1242 nucleotides. It is a transcript of the gene DSD1, whose product is annotated as D-serine ammonia-lyase DSD1. Gene Ontology annotation, biological process: D-serine catabolic process. The transcript has a single exon. Bases 1 to 1242 code for a protein of 413 amino acids. The record is from RefSeq and is a predicted model, not a curated record. NCBI's taxonomy places the organism in Eukaryota, Fungi, Ascomycota, Dipodascomycetes, Dipodascales, Trichomonascaceae. Gene Ontology annotation, molecular function: D-serine ammonia-lyase activity.